Messenger RNA from Leptopilina boulardi, 1931 nucleotides. RefSeq names its product probable galactose-1-phosphate uridylyltransferase (gene Galt). Gene Ontology annotation, molecular function: zinc ion binding; UDP-glucose:hexose-1-phosphate uridylyltransferase activity. The transcript has 7 exons. The record is from RefSeq and is a predicted model, not a curated record. NCBI's taxonomy places the organism in Eukaryota, Metazoa, Arthropoda, Insecta, Hymenoptera, Figitidae. Gene Ontology annotation, biological process: beta-D-galactose catabolic process via UDP-galactose, Leloir pathway. Gene Ontology annotation, cellular component: cytoplasm. Bases 350 to 1384 code for a protein of 344 amino acids.
AAAAUUUACACUGUUUUUAUAGGAAGAUAAUUAAUACUUACGUCUCAAUCAAGAAACUUAGUUAAUGAUCUUUAUAAAUUUCUUAAUCGAAAUGUAGCUGCACUACACAAAAUUCAUAAAGUACAACAAUUGAAGCUGCUGUCAUUUAUUUUAAUACAAUGGAAUGUGUCAUAUUACACACACAUUAAGUGGAUAUCAAUUGAAGUGGAUUUUAUCAAGUUGUUUAUGCAAAAAAAAGGAAAAUUUUAAUCUCAAAGUUUUUCAAUUCAUGGGAAUUUCCAUUGUAGUGUUACAAUUUGUACAUGCCAUUUUGAUUGUCAUCUUACAGUAAUAAAUUUUGAAAAUUAAGAUGACUGAGAAUUUUGACCCUACAGAACAUCAACAUAUUCGCUAUAAUCCCUUAAGAGGUGAAUGGGUUUUAGUGUCACCGCAUAGAAUGAAACGUCCUUGGGGAGGACAAAUGGAACCAUUUAGCGAUGAAGAAAUUCCAGAAUACGAUCCUAAUAAUCCUUUAUGUCCAGGAAAUGUUCGAGCAAAUGGUCAGAUAACACCUAAUUAUGAAAAAACAUUUUGUUUUGAUAAUGAUUUUUCUGCUCUACUCGAGAAUGUACCAAGUCCACCAAAUUCAGAUGAUGAAUUAUUUUUAAUGGGCUCUGCAAAAGGAAAAUGCAAGGUGAUGUGCUUUCAUCCCAAAUCGAAUGUCACAAUAGCACGUAUGAAUAUAGAUGAAAUUGGUGAAGUCAUCAAACAAUGGAUCAAAGAAAUGUUAGAAUUAGGUGAAAAAUGGACAUGGGUACAAAUAUUUGAAAAUAGAGGUGCUUUAAUGGGAUGCAGUAAUGCCCAUCCACAUUGUCAAAUUUGGUCUAGUUCUUUUUUACCAAAUGAAGCUAAAAUUAAGGACAAAUAUCUUCGCGAUUAUUAUCAGCGAAAAGAAACUCCAUUACUUAUCGACUAUGUUAAAAAGGAAUUAAACAAAAAGGAACGAAUUGUAAUUGAAAAUUCCGAUUGGCUUGUAGUUGUGCCAUUUUGGGCAGUUUGGCCCUACGAGACAAUGGUCCUACCAAAAAAACAAAUUCAAAGAAUGCAAGAUUUAAAUGCAAAUCAACAAAUAUCACUUGCAAUUGUUAUGAAAACACUUUGUUCGAAAUACGAUAAACUUUUUAAUUGUUCCUUUCCAUAUUCCAUGGGAUGGCACGGUGCUCCUACUGGAAAAUAUCUAAAGGAGAAUUGUAGUCAUUGGACAUUUCACGGUAUUUAUCUUCCACCUUUGCUUCGUUCAGCAACAAUAAAAAAACAUAUGGUUGGCUAUGAACUUUUAGCUCAAGUUCAACGUGAUUUAACACCAGAGCAAGCGGCUGAAAAAUUACGAAAUAUAGAAAUUUAAUUACAAGAAAAGAAAAAAACAAUUUAAAUCAAUGAAUUUUAUUUCACACAUUUGUUGUACAAUUUUUUUUUUUUUUUUUUUUUUUGGUCAGAAACUGGAUAUAAUAUAUAGCUUAAAAUACUGUUUCAUCAAAUCAAAUCCAAACUAUGUGUCGACUUAUAAUAAUAAUAAUAAUAAUUAUUAUAAUUUCAGUCUAUUUAGACUUUAAAUUUAUUUUUCUAUAUUUUACAAAUGAGAAAAAAAAAUUCUAUAAACUUAUCUUCAUGAUAUAAACUGAUCAGAUCAUUAAUUGUGCAUUUUGCAUCUGAAAAGAACUAUAUAAAAAUAAUAAAAUAAAAAUCAGAUCUUUCAAUAUUAUUGUACAUUAUAAUUAAAACAAUUCUUAUACUUUUUUUUUGUGCUUUUUUGAUUUGAAAAAAGUAUUGAGAAAUCAAUAAAAUAAUAUAAUAAAUGCAAUAAAUCUUUGAUUCUGUUGAUAAUCAAAAAAAAAAAUUUUUUUUUGACUUAAAAAAAAGUAAAGCACCAUCUUGUUAAUUAAAAAAAAAAA